UGCGAGAAAGGAAGCAGAGGAAACGCUCCUUAUUUAUAUUUUUGUCCCUGUUGCCUGUCCGUAGCUUUAUCGGGGCUAAGGUGAAGGUUGUACUUUUGUUUUGCUUCUGGUCUGGGUUCGGGCUCGGGUCCGGGGUCCGUCCCUACCUGCGAACCCGGAGCUGCCGCCCCCUCCGCAGUGUGGGCUGGACGAGCUGCUGGGAUUUUGAGAUGUCAGCUGCUCAGUACCUCAUGAGGCUGUCUUUACCUCGUUUGGCCUAUCACAGAAUUUCUGCGCAGAGCCCUGGAGUUGUGUAUCUGUCAGGAUUCAAGUCCAGUAUGAAUGGAGAGAAAGCACUGGCUUUGGAAGACUUCUGUCGUUCAGCUGGGUACUCCUUUGUCAGGUUCGAUUACACAGGCUGUGGCAGCUCUGAAGGAAAUUCCGACGAUUGUAUGUUAAGAGAUUGGAAGAAUGAUGUGCUAACAGUUUUGGACAAUCUCACCACAGGACCUCAGAUUCUUGUUGGCUCGAGCAUGGGAGGUUGGCUCAUGUUGUUGGCUUCCCUUGCGAGGCCAGAGAGAGUGGCUGGAAUGGUUGGCGUAGCAACAGCAGCUGAUGGCUUUGUAUCUGCUUUCAAGCAGCUCCCCUCUGAGCUGAGACUGGAAGCUGCGAAGACAGGCGAGUAUAAGAUGCCGUCUAAGUAUAGUGCUAGCGGCUUCUACAUGGUGAAGUAUAACUUUAUAAAGGAGGCAGAGGAGCACUGUGUGCUACAAAGCAGCAUCGACAUCUCCUGCCCGGUGAGGCUCAUCCAUGGCAUGAAGGAUGAGGUCGUCCCCUGGCAGAAUUCCAUCAAGGUCGCGGAAAGACUCACAAGUGACGACGUGGAUGUCAUCCUCCGAAGGACUGGUGACCACCGCAUGUCGCAGAGUGAUGACAUCAAGCUGCUGAUUACUGUUGUUAGUGACCUACUGCACAAAUUAACCCAAAAAGAUCUGAAAUGAAAAAUGUUGAGUUGGAUCUAUUGUUGGUUAGUAUUAAUUAAAAUGAUUAACCAGA
This is a messenger RNA of Carcharodon carcharias (great white shark), 1035 nucleotides long. Its product is annotated as palmitoyl-protein thioesterase ABHD10, mitochondrial-like. NCBI's taxonomy places the organism in Eukaryota, Metazoa, Chordata, Chondrichthyes, Lamniformes, Lamnidae. Bases 210 to 980 code for a protein of 256 amino acids. The record is from RefSeq and is a predicted model, not a curated record. The transcript is spliced from 5 exons. Gene Ontology annotation, molecular function: palmitoyl-(protein) hydrolase activity; hydrolase activity, hydrolyzing O-glycosyl compounds. Gene Ontology annotation, cellular component: mitochondrion. Gene Ontology annotation, biological process: protein depalmitoylation.